AUGGAUAGGCUAAAAUUGAAUACGAAGGCUCUGCUGGGUAUGGCGACGCGCACCGUUGAUCAGGACCAUGGCAUGCGGCAUACGUGCGUCAAGUCAUUUAGCCAGGCUAUUCUUCAGUACGAAAAUGCAAUGACCAAAUUUGUUGCAGCCUUGACGACAUUAUCAAAUUCGAUAGAAGGCGUGGAAAAGGCGUACAAAGAUAUUAUUGUUAACGAAAAACAAGUUUCUGUUAUUGACGGUAUGAAAGAAAUAGUUACUCGUCUCGAAGAUGUUCGCUUAACCGUUUUCGCCGAAUCUGUGGAAGCAUUCAAGACAACGGUUGCUCCGUCCUUGUCUAUACUUAAGGGUGAAUGUGAUACAUGCGAUCGGAUUCAUAUUGAACGAGCCAAGGCUGUUGAUUUGUAUGACUAUCAUCGGGAUGUAGUGGAGAAGAAGGAGGUACAAUACGCGUCGAAGGGCAAAUCGCUGGAUGAUUCGAAACAUUACAAGGAAGAAGUGAGCAAACGUGAUGCAGCAAAUGAUGAGUAUCAAAUGAAACAUACAGAGUACAACAAAGCAUAUGAUCAACUAAUGUGGAGAAAGUCCGAGCUUACGUCACUUUCUGCGAAAUUGUAUCUACAUUGUUUUUCUGAUCUUUCAGAAAAGCUAAAUCGUGAAACAGUUCACAUGUGCUCUAUCCUUGAUGACAUUUCGAUAACGCCGAUGAAUGAUGAGGAAACUAGAACCUUGUUUUCACGCGAGGUGUCUCCCCCUGUUGACGCUCCUGAAUAUGACGCUAAGGAGGAGCCCAGUGAAAAUGGGGACUCUAGCCCCCUGGUAGGAAAUGAAACUUCGGUUGGGCAACCCCUCGCGACCGAAUACGAGGCGGUUAACGGCAAUCCCGAAGCAGUUCUUGUUACUGAGAAGAAAUAG
Molecule: messenger RNA, 912 nt
Organism: Trypanosoma grayi
Lineage: Eukaryota; Euglenozoa; Kinetoplastea; Trypanosomatida; Trypanosomatidae
Exons: 1
Coding region: 1-912 (303 amino acids)
Source: RefSeq, a predicted model, not a curated record